ACUCUUGCUGUAAACUGUAUUGUUUUUCUUUUGAUCAUUCUUUUGGUCACCAACAAAAUGUGUGAUUUACCAGAAAAUUUACAAAUUAAACGUGAACCAUCACCACCUUCUACGCCCGAGGAUAAAUCUUCUCCCCAUAACAUAAAGGCUAAGCUAAAUUUGCAUGUAAAACGUAGACUACAAGAUUUCAGUCAAGCAAACACAGCAUUGGAGGAAACCUCUUACAAUAAUAAAACACCACCCGAUAUUAAGCAAGAGCCUCAAAAACUAGAAACUACCAGACAAAAAAGACCUUAUCAUAAGAGAACAGAUAAACAUAAACCCCACACACCGUCUUUGGAAGCCUCAGCGACAACAAAUGUAGCAACCUCUGCUGGGCCUCGUAAAUAUAAACAUAAAAUCAAGCAAAUUGUGGCCAACAAUGAUAAUCAAGAACUAACAGCCAGCUCUAAUGCUGCCCUAGAGGAACCUUUAGCAGUUGGUAGCUCUAAUACUACAAUAACAGCUGGUGCUCUUAGUGCGGGAGAUGAAGAUGAGGCUGGUCAUGAUGCAGACUUAAAGGCGGUUAGAGAAAAGGAGAAAUGUCCCGACGUUUUGGCCAUGGUGUUAAGCAUGAAGAAAAGAGCUUUAAUGCAAGAUCCAGAAGUGCAAAAGUUUUUAAAAGAUGUUAUGGAAGUAAUAAAAUCAUAAAUUUGUUUACAAAACAAGAAAAAAUUUGACAUUU
Messenger RNA from Lucilia sericata (common green bottle fly), 724 nucleotides. RefSeq lists its product as uncharacterized. The record is from RefSeq and is a predicted model, not a curated record. The transcript has a single exon. NCBI's taxonomy places the organism in Eukaryota, Metazoa, Arthropoda, Insecta, Diptera, Calliphoridae. The coding region runs from base 58 to 690 and encodes 210 amino acids.